Molecule: messenger RNA, 3330 nt
Organism: Arvicola amphibius (Eurasian water vole)
Lineage: Eukaryota; Metazoa; Chordata; Mammalia; Rodentia; Cricetidae
Gene: Slc43a2
Product: solute carrier family 43 member 2
Exons: 14
Coding region: 310-2016 (568 amino acids)
Biological process (GO): neutral amino acid transport; transmembrane transport
Molecular function (GO): L-amino acid transmembrane transporter activity; neutral L-amino acid transmembrane transporter activity
Source: RefSeq, a predicted model, not a curated record
UUGAGUGCGGGCGGGCGGAAGCCUGUCAGGGUCCUUGGGAGUGGCAGCUCUCAGGUGUGCCUAGGCUCAGGUGGCCCUACGGCAAACUGCCUCCUUUUACGGCCCCCAUACCAGCUAUUCAAUCUUGCUUGGGGCCAGGACCAGCUCCACGUCCUUGAGCAUGCAUUAGUCCCUUGCCACCUGCCAUGCCUCAGUUUACCUCCGAGUGAACUGAGGGAGAAGCCUCUCCACUUGGCCCUCAGGGCCCCCACCGUGGCCGAAGGUGUCUGUCUGCAGAGCCAGAGCCGGGCUACGCCGCCACACCGCACCAUGGCGCCCACCCUGGCCACUGCCCAUCGGCGCCGCUGGUGGAUGGCCUGCACGGCUGUGUUGGAAAACCUCCUCUUCUCUGCAGUCCUCCUGGGCUGGGGCUCGCUGCUCAUCAUGCUCAAGUCAGAGGGCUUUUACUCCUACCUGUGUACGAAGCCAGAGAAUGUCACCAAUGGCACUGUCGGGAGCACUGCAGAGCCAGAGCACGAGGAGGUGAGCCUGGUGAACGGCUGGCUCAGCUGCAAGGCCCAAGAUGAGAUUCUAAAUUUGGCAUUCACUGUGGGUUCCUUCCUGCUCAGUGCCAUCACCCUGCCUCUGGGCAUCAUCAUGGACAAGUAUGGUCCAAGGAAUCUCAGGCUACUGGGCAGUGCCUGCUUUGCGGUCUCCUGCUUGCUGAUUGCAUAUGGAGCGAGUAACCCAGACUCACUCUCUGUGCUCAUCUUCAUCGCCUUGGCUCUGAAUGGCUUUGGGGGGAUGUGCAUGACCUUCACUUCAUUAACCCUGCCCAAUAUGUUCGGUGACCUUCGAUCUACGUUUAUUGCCUUGAUGAUUGGAUCCUAUGCUUCCUCAGCAGUUACUUUCCCAGGAAUCAAGCUCAUCUACGAUGCCGGUGCCUCCUUUAUUGUCAUCCUGGUGGUUUGGGCUGGCUGCUCUGGCCUGGUCUUCUUCAACUGUUUCUUCAACUGGCCGCUAGAGCCCUUCCCAGGACCAGAGGACAUGGACUACUCGGUGAAGAUUAAGUUCAGCUGGCUGGGCUUUGACCACAAGAUCACAGGGAAGCAGUUCUACAAGCAGGUGACCACAGUGGGGCGCCGCCUGAGCGUGGGCAGCUCCAUGAGGAGCGCCAAGGAGCAAGCUGCGCUGCAGGAGGGUCACAAGCUGUGCCUGUCCACUGUCGACCUGGAGGUGAAGUGCCAGCCUGAUGCAGCAGCUGCCCCCUCGUUCAUGCACAGUGUGUUCAGCCCCAUCCUGCUGCUCAGCCUGGUCACCAUGUGUGUCACACAGCUGCGGCUCAUCUUCUACAUGGGGGCCAUGAACAGCAUCCUUGAGUUCUUAGUCAGCGGUGACCAGAAGACAGUUGCCCUCUAUACGUCCAUCUUUGGCGCGCUCCAGCUGCUCUGCCUGCUGACAGCUCCUGUCAUCGGCUACAUCAUGGACUGGAAGCUAAAGGAGUGUGAAGAUACUUCUGAGGAGCCUGAGGAGAAAGACACCACUCAAGGUGAAAAGAAGCAGAAACGAGACAGGCAGAUCCAGAAAAUUACUAACGCCAUGCGGGCCUUCGCCUUUACAAACGUGCUGCUGGUGGGCUUUGGGGUGACCUGCCUCAUUCCUAGUUUACCUCUACAGAUCUUCUCCUUCGUCCUGCACACAAUUGUGCGAGGAUUCAUCCACUCUGCAGUAGGGGGCCUAUAUGCUGCUGUGUACCCCUCCACGCAGUUCGGUAGCCUCACGGGACUGCAGUCUCUAGUCAGCGCGCUCUUUGCCCUCCUGCAGCAGCCGCUGUUUCUGGCCAUGAUGGGUCCUCUAGGAGGAGACCCUCUGUGGGUGAACGUGGGUCUACUUGCUGUGAGCAUGCUAGGCUUCUGCCUGCCCCUUUACCUGAUUUGCUACCGGCGCCAGCUGGAGAGGCAGCUUCAACAGAAGCGGGAAGACAGCAAGCUGUUCCUUAAGGUCAAUGGCUCAAACAACCGGGAAGCUUUCGUGUAGUGCCCACCGCCUCAGCUGUGGUCGACUGCCUGUGCUUCAGUGACUGACCGCUGUCAUCUCCCCGCCCCAGAGGAUCCCAUGCGCUCCCUGGAUCCUGCCCUUCACCAUGCCAGAGCCCCGUACUUCCUCACAAAGCCCUGGCCCUGCUGUGGAGUGCUGGUGUGGAAGGACAGGAGAGGGCCCAGACAAAUGAACCUCCCACUGCCAGAAACUGGGCUGGCCUGGCCUAGCUGUCACCCCAGGAACUCUGGGGUCUUGGAUCUCCAUGGGGCCUCUACCUGGAGUCAAGGAGAGCCCCUAGCAAGCAGACUCUCCCUCACUGAUCUGGAUUCUGCCUCUUGCCAAAGCAGAGGGGCCUGCCAUCCUCUACCCACACUACCUGUCCCUGAGCUGCAUGCCCACCAGCCACACCUACCUGAGGACAAAGGCUUGCACUGUCUGCACUCCCCUGGCCUGGCCUUUUACCUCCCCUGACUAGUCUGUGGCUGCCUGAGGAAGGAAGGACCCGCUUCCUGUUGUUGGUGCUAACCCCUUUGUAAUCCCAAUGCUCCCUCACCCUCCACUGCUUCCCCCCCCCCCCAGUGGCUAGUCCUUGGCCUGUCUUUUCCUUGAAGGCCUAUGGAGAUGCCCCCCACCCCUGUCCUUUCUCAGUCUGGGGAAGGGAUGAAGGACCGAAUAGUUAACAAAACCUCGGGAAUCCUGGACAAGGCUUAUUCCUUAUACUGGGGGAAUACAUUUCUACUGCUGCCCUUGUUCCAGCCUGCAACCUGAAGGGAGCUAAGGGGACAUCACAAGGGAAGGUCACCCUUCCACCCACACACAGCUGUUUUUCUGGGGUGGAAAUAAGGCGGUGACUGACAGACGUGGAGAGCCAGGCCUAGCAAGUAACGGGGGUGGGGUGUGUUUGUGUGUGUGUGUGUGUGUGUGUACAUGUGCAUAUGUGGUAGAGGGUACCCCCAGGGGCUGCUUUUAUGAGAGUGGACCAGACCAGAAGCCAGCCAUGCCCGCAGCAGGCUCAAGAUGGGAGAGUGACCCUUGCUUUAUAAUGGGGACCUUGUAUGUGGCCAUGUGGCCACAGUGCCCCCUGCUGGCAGACUCUUAACAGGGCACUGGAGCUGUUUGUGUGGGGAAAGCCUAGCUGGCCUGCCUGGCUCAAUAACCCAAUUACCUUGACAGCCCCUAGAGACCCUGUCUGAGACAUCUUGGGGUACUAAGAGGGAUGAAUUAGUUUUUUUUAAAGUCUAUUGUUUUCUUUUAAGUUGCAUCAGAAUUAUUCUUAUGAAGCAAUAAAUCAAUUUUCCUGUUGGUAAUGGA